This is a messenger RNA of Culex pipiens pallens (northern house mosquito), 1267 nucleotides long. RefSeq lists its product as uncharacterized. The transcript has 2 exons. The coding region runs from base 477 to 797 and encodes 106 amino acids. The record is from RefSeq and is a predicted model, not a curated record. NCBI's taxonomy places the organism in Eukaryota, Metazoa, Arthropoda, Insecta, Diptera, Culicidae.
UUCUUGAACUCGGCCACGGUCACGGCUUUUGGAUCGUCUUCCUCCUCGCCUCUUCCCGCAGGUUCAGCAGCAGCCCGAGGUGGUCGUCCGUCACCGGUGGACUCUCCAGUAUUCCGUGAACUCGUCCAAGGUCCCGGAUGUGCGGACCGUCCUCCGCCUUGCCUCUUCCGACAGGUUCAGUAGCAUUCCGAGGUGGGGGACCGUCGCCGGUGGACUCUCUAGCAUUUCGCGAACUCGUCCAAGGUCCCGGAUGUGCGGACCGUCCUCCUCCAUGCCUCUUCCCGCAGGUUCAGCAGCAGCCCGAGGUGGUCGUCCGUCACCGGUGGACUCUCUUGCAUUUCACGAACUCGUCCAAGGUCCCGGAUGUGCGGACCGUCCUCCUCCUUGCCUCUUCCCGCAGGUUCAGCAGCAGCCCGAGGUGGUCGUCCGUCACCGGUGGACUCUCCAGUAUUCCGUGAACUCGUCCAAGGUCCCGGAUGUGCGGACCGUCCUCCGCCUUGCCUCUUCCGACAGGUUCAGUAGCAGUCAGAGGUGGGGGACCGUCGCCGGUGGACUCUCUAGCAUUUCACGAACUCGUCCAAGGUCCCGGAUGUGCGGACCGUCCUCCUCCAUGCCUCUUCCCGCAGGUUCAGCAGCAGCCCGAGGUGGUCGUCCGUCACCGGUGGACUCUCCAGUAUUCCGUGAACUCGUCCAAGGUCCCGGAUGUGCGGACCGUCCUCCUCCUCGCCUCUUCCCGCAGGUUCAGCAGCAGCCCGAGGUGGUCGUCCGUCACCGGUGGACUCUCCAGUAUUCCGUGAACUCGUCCAAGGUCCCGGAUGUGCGGACCGUCCUCCGCCUUGCCUCUUCCGACAGGUUCAGUAGCAGUCAGAGGUGGGGGACCGUCGCCGGUGGACUCUCUAGCAUUUCACGAACUCGUCCAAGGUCCCGGAUGUGCGGACCGUCCUCCUCCUCGCCUCUUCCGACAAGUUCAGCUUUUCGAGGGAGGAGGACGUUCUUGAAAUCGGAUUCUGGAUCUGCGAAAAGGUUCUUGAAAGCGGCCACGGUCCCGGUUUUGCGGACCAUCUUCUUAAUCUCCUCUUCCGGCAGGUUCAGCAGCAGCCGGAGGUGGUCGACCGUUGCCGGCGGAUUCUUGAGCUUUUCGAGGGGCAAAAGACAUAUUCUUGAAAUCGGUCUCGGUCCCGGCUGUGUGGACCAUCUUCUUCCAGCAGGUUCAGUUCAGCCAUGUUCUUGAAAUCGGCCACGCUUUGAAACGGUUUCUACUUCUGGA